Molecule: messenger RNA, 4178 nt
Organism: Sarcophilus harrisii (Tasmanian devil)
Lineage: Eukaryota; Metazoa; Chordata; Mammalia; Dasyuromorphia; Dasyuridae
Gene: IGBP1
Product: immunoglobulin binding protein 1
Exons: 6
Coding region: 54-1082 (342 amino acids)
Biological process (GO): regulation of dephosphorylation; regulation of signal transduction
Cellular component (GO): cytosol
Molecular function (GO): protein phosphatase 2A binding
Source: RefSeq, a predicted model, not a curated record
AGGUGCCCUCUGACCCCGGAAGUAGAUGACCGCCGGUUCCGUCCUUCCCCAAAAUGGCGGAGGCGGUGGCGGCGGCGACUGAAGACGAGGAGGAGAUAGUAGGGCCCCGACUGCCGCAGCUACUAGAGACCGGCCGCCGGCUAUUAGGUGAAGUCGAGGACACCAACGAGUCGACGAACUCCAGGUUUAUCCAGGAGAAGGUGAAGCAAGGUUUGGAAAGCUUGGAGAAAGCUUCCCGCAUGAUGGCGCAGCUUGACCUGUUCAGCCCCAAUGAAGACUUGGAAGAAAUUUCUUCCACCGACCUCAAGUAUCUCUUGGUACCGGCUCUCCAGGGAGCUCUCACUUUGAAGCAGAUCAGCUUCAAUCACAGGUUGGAACAAGUACAAACUGCCCGUGCCCACUUCAUGGACUUUUUAAAGCAAUGUCAGAACUACCAGGUCACAAAGUUUGAGCUUCCCUCAACCCAGGAUAACCCCCCUGGAAAAAAAUCGUUCGAUGGGCCCACGGGAAGCCAGCAAAGCCUCGUUGCCAUGGCGUCCCACAGACAAGCCAAAAUAGAGAGAUACAAGCAGAAGAAGGAGCUGGAGAACAAGUUGGCAUCUCUGGAAUCUGCUGUAGAAAAUGGCCGAGCAGAUGAGGAACAAGUUCGAGAAUAUUACCUGCUUCACUUACAGAAGUGGGUCAACAUCAGUUUGGAGGAGAUCGAGAGCAUCGACCAAGAAAUAGUGAUCCUGAAAGCCCGAGACUUGGGAAAACAGCCAUCAACUUCUCGGGUGCCUCCUCAGAACAGAGCUCCAACCAAACCUUUUAUCCUCACUCGGGACACUGCCCAGGCCAAGGUAUUUGGCUCUGGCUAUCCCAGCUUGGCGACCAUGACAGUGAAUGACUGGUAUGAGCAACGCCAAAAAUGGGACGCAUUCAAGAAUUCAAAAGUGACCCUCAAUCAGGAGGCAGAUCAAGAUGAGGAUCAGGAAACAAAGUCAGAAGAGGAUGAUGAAGAGUCAUUACUCAAAAAGCGUAAUUGGGACGACUGGAAGGACACACAUCCACGGGGUUAUGGCAACCGGCAGAAUAUGGGUUAAUUUCACCAAGAAGAAAUAGGACCAGAGGGGCUCGAAUCUUCGCCUCCAAAGGAAAGUUGUACAGGUUCCCACUCCCCUGCCCUCCUCCCUCUCCCGUGUACAAUGACAUCAGAGACAGUUCAUCUUGCUGUGCAUUCAAUAAAGUGUCAAAAGACUUAAGUGUGCACUUGUAGCCUAGCUGAUGAGCUGACAGCUGUUGCAGACGUCACACUUGAGCAGAGAUUCCCAGUUUCCCAGACAUUGCCAAGUAAGUGGAAAGGAAAAAGCAAUGAGAAAUGGCUCUGUAUUAUUGAUUGUGGUAUGGAUUGUUUAAGUCCCAUGCGUUUUAAGCCUCCAUGGAACCAAGCCCCUUCCUAGCUGGGCUACGUAGAAGCCGCUUGUCCAUGGAAGAUCUCAGUGAAUUCUUUACACUCGUAACCACUGGUGACAACCCCCUUCUGCCCUCCAAGUACUUUGGGCACCGUGGCAUUUACAAAAGGACAGAAUCAGGGGCCAAGAUUUCCCCUGCCUCUUGGCAUCAUUUUCAGGAAUCAUCAACAGGGCCAUAACUGAACUCUGGUGGACACCCAAGGCCAGCCUUCACAGACUGUUCCUCAGGCACUACUUGAAGCAGUUUGCAAAUAACAACAGUGCCUUAGGGGUCUCACCAGCACUCGCUUUGGUCCCACGUGGAGGCUAUGACAGGGACGUGAGAUCCUGGGACUUCUGGUGCCACUGCUUCCCACCUCUUUCCUUCACCUUAAGUUCAUUGAAGUCAACAAUUCUUCCCUUGCAGCUCUUCCGAGAGCUUUGUUUGCUAAUUCAUAACCGACAUCUCGCAGAGAUCGUCCGUCUUCUUCUCGGAGGCCACGGGCUACAAGAUUUGCAGAAACGUUUGCCUGGUCUUGAAGAGAAGGGGGAGCUGGCUCAGGCCCUCAUCUCCGGCGUUUUAUUGCUUGUGAUGCACAGCACUUCUACUCCGGGAUCUGUCAUCUCAGCAGUAUGGCCAUUUCUUCCAACAUGUCUUCCCUAAGGACUUUAGAAGCAGCAUUCAAGGUUCUCAGAACUGGGAGAGUCCAUACGGUAGUCAAAUGUCCUUCCUUGGGAUCUUUGGACAGCAAGAGGAUAGUGUUGGAGUUGUCUCUUGCUCUCGGCACGUGACAAGACUUCUCUUUUGAAAUCGUACGUCUCUUGAUGAUACCCCGCUCCGUAAUUCCUUGCCCGGACCCUGCUCAGGCUCCCCAAGAGCCUCUCCGUUAUCCCCUGGAUGGUCUUGGACAUGGCUUCUGUGGAGAUUAUCAUGUUUCACUUCUCAGCAGCACAUCCCCAGACAUAUUCAAUAAUUAGGACCGAUUUAACUCCUUUGAAAGAGAAGCUUGGGCUCGUUCAAAGAACUCUGCAGUUGCAUAGAAGCAAUUUCACUUGUUCUCUUCCUCGUGUGCGGUCUGGGACCUGAUUCAUCAUCCCUGGAUAUCUACUGAUGGAUAGGUUCCGUAUACUGUCCAUUCAAAUACAUUUCAUCUGCUGGGCGAUACAGUCUUCCUCCAUUUGUUUUUUUUUUCCUGCUAUGGAGUGUUAGACCCAACGCUUCAAAGAAAUUUGCGGAUAUCGUUUACGAGGCUCUAUCCAUCCUGCAGCGUUCUGGAGUCUUGAAGCGGCCGGCGGAGCGUCAUUCCAUGCCACAGAAGCUUCUGGCGCGCAUCAGCAUCUCUAGAGAGUCCCUCCGCCAUCUGGACCCCGCAUCGGAUCUUCUCCAGGACGGGAGCAGAGAGAUCUGGCGAGCACACAUAUUCUAGUUUCUGCCUUGCUUAAUAGAUUUCUAAGUAGUGGGUCUUGGAACAAGGUUGUGUUUCAUGUUUUAGGGGACAGUGUAUACCAUUGACAUAUGCAGAGAACCCAAAUCAGAGGAGAUUUUUUUUUUAAGGUGGUGGUUUGCUCUACCGACUCAAAUGCUUGUUUUAUUUGAUAGACAGUAAGCACAGUGGAAUCUCAUACUCUCAGUCAGUUAUAUGAUAGUCAAAAUACUUUGUGGAAUUUCAAUUGUGAAAGGCCGCUUGCUGAUUUCUAAUAACUUAAGUAUGCACUCGGUGUGUGUAGAUUAUUCUUAGAAAAUUUUAUAUAGGCAGGGAAAGUAGUUGCAGAUACCCUCUAGGUCCUCUUUCUCUUCUUUUUAGUAAUAAAGUCUGAGCUAUUUUUCCAUGCGUUAGCAUCUUCCCUUUCAGCUACCUUGAGAAUAAGUCUUAGUGCCCUUUUAAUGACGUUACCUCCUAACUGAUUUUCUCAUCUUCAGUUGCCAUUUUUACUUCUUCAUGUGCGCUUAAAAGUCCACAUGUGAUAGCUUUGCUGCCUUGAUGGUGGGAAAAGUUUAUUAAUCAAGAUAAUUGCAGAUAUUUUCCAUCUUUGAUCUCAUUAUCCUACUUUCAUCCUUCAAUGCUCUGAGGAUGGAUGCCUAUUAUAGUUGGGUCUCUCAUCAACACUUCUUCAACCUUCUACUGCUUCCCAUGAUUUUAAGAGGUAGUGUCCUCCAUAAUCUUCCACCAUCUGCUUCCAUCAGAUUUUUACAAACUUGUUUAUGUUCUAGAUACGUUGUGUUCUUGUCUGCCAUCCCUCCAUUCAGCAAACGGAUCAAGUGUUUGUUGACUAAGGCAGUUUUCAGGAUCUUUGAGACUCGUAAUUAUGGCAAUUGAUUUACAUUGGUUAAAUUAUAUGAAACUGUUAAAUAAUAAUAAUCAUCAAUGUCUUGUCUCCAUUUAUUUCUCACUUUUUAGAGUCUACUUGUUUAAGUCCGAUCGGAGUUCAUUUAAUUGCAUGCCAUAUCAUUUCCUCAUUUUUAUUUUGCUGGUUUUGUAUUACUUUUCACUUUUACUCUUAACAAGUUGGGUGGUCUUGACUGUAUCCAGAUAGCUGAUUCAGGAAUGAUUCUUGCAUCAGUGAUGAGUCAUUACCUAUCCAUCUGUUAAAAUGGUAAUUAAAUGUUUCAUUACGUAAUUUGGUGCUUAACAUUUUGAGCAUAUUAUAAUUCUCGUCAGGCCAAUUGGCGGUGAACUACUUGGCUAUGGUAAAAGCAAAAUCAUGGAAAGAAAAAUGAGUAAUGGUUUCAUUUUUACACAGGGCUUG